AUGCAUGUUUUGCUCACUUGCGGAGGUCUGCUUCCCAAGAGCGCGCUUGGCAUUUCGGUGGCGCUGACAUUGGUUUGCAGCAUCCAGGCUGUUUCCAAUGCGACGGCGGGCUUAGAAGUGGAUCUGUCAUACAGGGAGGCUUCGUCAGCUUCGUGGACUUGGGCGGCUCACAGUGAGCACAACGCACGAUCCAACGUGGUCGUGGCACCAGGUCAAGUGACUGGCCAUGCCCGCAGGCUGCAAGAGGUCAUCACCAAUGAGCUGGAUUAUACCCGAACGUCGAUUUCGUUUACCUUUCUAGAUGAUGUUGAGCCGCCGCUGCAGUGCCAGCCCAGCGACUGUCAACCAACUGCCACCGGCAUUUAUGCGGGUGUGACCAUCUCCCAGGUUGAGAUUAUCAUUGACCCUGACACCUUCAACGCACCUGCUGCGAAAUUACGAGUAGUUUACGAUGAAGUAGAUCGGGCCGGUGCCAAUCUUGGCCAGUGCCGUUAUGGAAACUUCCCCUACGGAGCGCACUCGGCGACCGUGAACCAGCCGUGGUCUGGUGUGGGUGCCUCCACGAUCACUCUAGAUGGGAGUAUGCAAGCAAAGAUCGAUCUGGCAACCUUUCUUCCACUGACGUUCAAGAUGGGGGGCAUCUUCCACUUGUGCUACUCGGAUGAUGGUUCCUUUGAUCCUGGGCACACGGACAUCGUGCCUCAACGCAUAGAGGUCUACGGCAUUUAUGAUACCCGUACCGAGUGCGCCGAAGAUGAGACGUGUCUGACGAAGAGACCAUACAAUUGCUUCUUGCGACGGCAAGCCUACAACAACAUGGAAGACGCUUAUGAUGGCACGACAUCUUGUGUCAUUGAUUACAGCUACGACGGAGCAGGCUUCAGAGGACUUCCUGGCGGCGGCAGAGGCUCCUGGACCGGUGAGUUUGCCACCAAUUACGAUUCCAACGGCAUGGUUACAACGGAGAUCUUGCGGUCGUGUGGCUCGAGUGGUUUGGGCGACUUCCCUGCUGCAUUUCUUUGUAAUGCGGAUGGUCAAUGUGGCGAUCUGGCCACGAGGAAUCCUUACAUCGUUCCGGACCCGGUGCACGCUUACAAGCGGAUGAAUGUUCCUCCUGGACGGCCGGACUUGCAAGGGCCGACCUUCAAGGCUUAUGCAGUUGCAGCGUGCUACUGCCCUGAUUUCCAGAGAUGUGACUCCUUCAGCCCCGACUACGUGCAGCAGGUGGGGCUACUCUACUUCUUCGCGACGAAGGUGUGCCCCAACGGCUUCGAGGCCGUGGCAUGCGCGCUGGAUUUCACAGGUGCUGCGCCGCAACACCGAUUCGCUCUGAAAGUGGAAUGUCCGAGCACGGCCUGCAGUUUUGCAGCGACGAGCCGCAUCAAAGUGGUGAUGCAGGAGGCCAACAACAACCUUCCCGCCUGGGACCCUUCGUCGGGAUGUGGCGCUGCAGUCCAUGGCAUCAACGCGAUGGGUGUGCAGGUUUUGCCAUCAGACGACAAUCCGGAUGUUGCUACAAUGAAUGGCGGUAUGCGCCAGGACUACAAAAUCUGGAACUUCAAGAACUCCUCCACGGGCCUGAUCUUUGACACCAAAACAUCUGGUUUCCAAUUCAGGACGGGUCCCACAGAUCAUGAGCUUCGCAGCCGCUACUCGGGAGAGACCUUCGACGUCUGCUUCUGUGAUGCUGGUUGCUCUGUCACCGCGAAUUGGUUCAAGGUCGGUCAGCUGCGCUUCGCCCCCUUCCAGCCUGUCAGCGCAGCCUCCAACGUCUCUGUCCUGCAGGACGAGUUUAUCCUUGAGUACAUGAACACUCCUGGAACUUUCGGCUUCUAUCGUCCAUGGGUUGACUACGGUGUCAUGGGCUUGCAGGAAGGGGGUGCUUUGAAGCUGGUCUCGGACCCUGACUUGACCAUGACGGACGAGGGCUGUGUCUCUGCAGAGUACAGCCGAACCUUGGUGGACCCCAACACGAUGACCAUCCAGAACGCAGCUACAGCCUACAGCGGAAAAAGCAAUGCGGCUGCUGAUGUGAACAAGCUCAUGUUCAACAAUGCAAUCAUGGCCAACACAAUCAUCGUGAACCAGGCUGGCUUUGUGGCGGUGUGUUACUGUGCACGACCGGUUGAAGACACCCCUGGAGUCUGUGCCCACGACCAGUGGGUGAUGGUGAAUCGCCUGACAAUCAGAGGGCCAGGCCCAGGCCAAAGUUGGACAGUCUCCACGAACGUGGUUUUCCGGAUUGAGUAUUCCGGAUGGGGUCUGGCGAAGGAUGACAAGGUUCGCAUCAUCCCGGCCACUUCCCAGUGCUCCGAUGUGAACGGCAACCCACGGGCCGCCUGGGGCGUCACGAGCAUCAAGGUUGGCUGCCCGCAUCCGUGCUCGGAGGUCGGUGAGAUCAAUGACGUUCUGAACGGAGAUAUCUCGGUUGGUGUCCUUUCAUCAGACUCCUACAUGUGUGACAUCCAGAAUGAAGGCUGCCGAACCAACGAUAUCAAGGCCGUCACAGUGAUGGAUGAGUUCACCACAGAGCUGGAGUUCGAGGCAUCCUCCACUCUCUCGGAUGGUGACUUGAUCACACUGGGGGAAAAUUUCAUAUGUGCUCCCGGACAGACAGACGUUGUUUGCAACCACGAGCGUCUCUCUGUGCUCAGGGGUCGGUAUGACCUCGCGGACAGACUGGAUAACCACAAUUCGGCCCCGAACGAGUACAUUGCAGGUCAUGCUGUGACUGUGGAUCCCACGGAUUCCAAGAAGGUGACCAUUCGCGUUGGCUGGCCCGAUCCGAAGCCGCAGUUUACAGUGCAGUACAUCAACAAUCGCCGAGGCCGCUGGCAACGGCACAGCAAGGCGAUCACAGCCGAAGAAAUCAUGGGCGAGAAAGAAAGGAUUGACAUGAAGGUCUGCUGGAAGUACACACCUGCCAUGGGUGAGUCGGGUCCUGCACCGCGGCAUGUAGCGGAGGUGGGCACCCUCACAAUGCUGGACCCGAAUGCCAUGAGCGAGUGUCUUGUAAGCCUGACCACGCUGGUGAAGAAGCAGAUGACGCCAUAUGCACCGAUGAUAUUAUCGUUUAGGACGGCCACGGCUGAGACAGGAAAGCGAUACGAGUCGCUCGAGGGCCGAAUGCGCCUCAGGAUCUAUUUCGUCAGGACAGUGGCAUUGAGAGCUACGUUCACAGAUGGUGCGAUCAUUGAAGACAAUCAGGGAGAGGACGAGCUAAACGAGGCCCGACAGUACAUCUGCGGCAAGCUCUUCCGGGAGGUGUGGUCGAGUGAUGAGGAGCUGGGCUUCCCGAUGCCCAGAGGCUGCUACUAUCGAACCUAUGGCCAGACGCAGGAGCUCAACAUGCUAUUCGAUCGAAAGAACGGCCUCUCUCCGGGCAAGUACUACCAGGUUGUGCUUAUGGGCGUGGCUAUGGACGAGGCGAUCCGCGACGGGGAGUACGUGCACAUCUUUACGACAGAUGACGUGGACCUUCACCCAUACAUCGCCUUGGAGCGCGGUAUUGCAACGCUCUACAGAUCACCACAGGACCCGGCGUAUGGUUCGCAAGGUGUGAAAUUUGCCGAAACCGACGGUGUGAAGAUUUCUAGCGGCUCGGGCACGGAGAUGCUGGAGCUGAAGGGUGGCACGGAGUUGAGACUUGAGCUCAAAGGCGAUCCUUUGGGAGGUGGCAUCUCCGCGUCGGCAGUCUUGCGAUUGUACCUGUGGCCUUUGACGCAGUGGAAUGUUGCCAACGCCUGCACGGUCAUGUGCAUCGCUCACGACCAGGUCUCGGCACCCUGUGGGGCAGUUCAAGAUUGCAAGGGUGAUGCGAUCAUCCCCAACUUCCAGCAAAACUUCCUGCGCAUCGUGUUGCCGUCUGCCAUGGCAACGAUGACAGAGUUUAUCAGCCACACGCUUGUCUUCCCGGAUUUGGUGCUGCCCACCGGUGGAUUCUUCUCCACCCGGCUUGCCGCGCAAAUCUCCAAGGCGGACGACACAAAGCCUCACUACACGGAAAGCAGUGGAGAUUACAUCCACAAGAUGCAUAAUGAAGGUGUCGGUGUUGGCAAGCUCGUAGAGUUCUAUGGGGAUGGCGACCAAAGCCCAUACCGCGGGGAUGACAGAAACAUCCUGUAUGCAAAUGUGGUGCUGCCGUCCACUCUCUUCGCAGCCGUACAGACCGGUGAUGCUUACAUGACGUUGACAUUACCCACGGGGUACGAGUGUGUGCGAACUCCAGACAUCAACGGCGAGUCGCCAUGGCGCGCGGAGGACGACUUGGGCGUCUUCCAGGGCAAGAUUCCUCAGGGAACCGGCUCACCUGACGAAGGGGGCGGCACAAGGGGUUGGUCAGUCAACGCAAACCAAUGUGUGUACACGCUGCGCCAGAAUGCAGUUAUCUAUGCUGGCAGCUCCUUGUAUAUACGGGUCACUGCCAACAACCCUGACACUGCACUGCAGCGGAUGGACCCAACGAACCGUUGGCAGGUGUCGCUGACCAGUAAAGGCUACCACCAGUAUGAGGUCACCUUCCCUCCAGUGACUUUCAACACCGUGAUGCAAAACUUCAGCUCGAACACGGCAGUGCUGGGAAAGAUCACGCAGCCACUGAUAGUUCCAUCGAACUGGAUGUACUCCGAGGGAGGGGUUGUCAUGGCACAGGGCUUCCUGAACAUCUUCUUCCGGUCGGAGCAGGGCACAGGUGUGGAGUCAUCGGUGCAUGUGGAAGCGCCGGCAGGCUUCUCUUUCUCACCGAACCCUUGCCGAGUUCAAGACCUGGAGGACGUGUAUUAUUCCACUCCAGGGCAGAUGGGAUCACCGACGCACCGCUUACCAGGCAUCGUCUCAUGCGAUCACCGGAGCUUCCCCUACAACCAUGCUGCUGUUAAGCUGACGGGUGCCAUCUUGUCGAAUUCCAAUUAUGCAUUUGGACUCUGGGUCUCAAACGCAGAGGUGUAUGCAGAGUCGCAGAGAACCGGCUGGAGGAUUUACACAUUAGACAUGAACGACUUCAAGGUGGAUGGGACGCCAAUGCCGAUUCCUGCAUUGGCACACACAGCGACAAGUCUGACGAUGCCGGACGCAAUGCUGAGUUUUGGACUCUACCGGGCACAGAUCAACACACAGACGACCCUCAAUGUGCAGGUGUCCAUUGCAAGCACUGUUCCGUAUACAAUGUCGAUGCAGAGAACAUGGGUGACGGUCCUUCCUUUGAGGGUCGGAGAGCAGAUCACCUCGACUCUGAGAGUAGCAGCACCCAUGGGGUACGAGUGGGAUUUCGCGAAUUCCGAAUUCCGUCACCUUGCUCCCUUCCCGAAUACGACGGAGAGCCUCUGGCUGAUGGGUACCACGGGAACGCUGCCAGGCAGAUAUCCGCAGCGGCAGGGAAACGUCUUGCUGUGGAGCCAGGCGAGGAUGUAUUGGCCCAACGAGACAUACGGGUUUCAGACCUACAUCCGCGUCCCCGACCGGACUCCAAGUGCCGCUCCGAAUUGGUUCAUCUUCGAGUUUGGCUACGAUGGCAACUCGCUGGCCACAAGGCAUGCAGCUUCAGCGGUGCCGGCUCCGGAGGUGCAGUCGUUGACCAACGCCGCCAUGGAGUACAACACGAAUGUGGAGGGGAAGGUGAAUCCGAUCAUUUUCCAGAUCCAGACCAUCAGUCAGAUACCUGCGGGGGGUGGCCUUUUCAUCGAGGGCCCGCUCGGCUUCGAGUUCCCCAAUCCCUGCACUCCAGAGGUGGCCCCAGCUGCUCGCGGGGCGACGUAUCAGGUCGAGCCGAUGGCAGGAAGGGUGUUGAGUCUGCCAAUGGAAGUGGCAUGCGGCUUUCAGCAGACGACUGGCCCGACUGGCCGGAGCAUCAUCAGGCUAACCGCUGGUGCAUCCGGCAUCAUGCCCGGUCUUUACCGUUUCCAGCUGCUCGGGAAAAACCCCGCGACCGCAGUCGCCAAUUCCGUCGACAACACAAAGCCCUGCAUGAUGCAGUUCUGCUGGGACUUCCACUCCCUUCGGGUGAUUGGCAAUGUCAACACCAAGCUGGACUCAAGCAUUAGCAUCCCUUCAUUCGACAUCAAUGUGAAGAUGGUCGAGGCCCUCAUACCUGAGCUGACCAGAGAACAGCAGGCAGCCACCGGAAGAGAUGAUCGGCCCCUGAGCAGAAAUCCCUUGGUCUUCAAGUUCAAGCUGGGGAGCGCUGCCAUCUUUUCGGGGACGAUGCUGAUCAGGGGACCCCUGGGCACCAUCUUCCGGGAAGACUGCGCAGAGGACGUUGAAGUCCGACCCACUGAGGUGUUUGGAACAGGGCAGAUGCUGCCGGAAGAGUAUGCAGUUUGGCCACAGGGUGUCGAGAUAGUCAGCUGCAGAGGUGAAGGACCAGAUGCAAGGAUAGUGAUCGAUCCUGGAGUUACGGACGGCUUAUUGUUCGAGGUCUUCUACCCGAUUCGCGUGGCCGUCUUGCACAAUCCAGUCGUGCAGCCUAUCGACAACAGGUGGACUUUGGACUUCAACGGAGAGUCCUCCGACCCUUUUGAUGGCUACAUGUUAUGGACAUUCACCAGGACAUCGCUGCUGACUGCGACGAUGGGCCGCUCGACAACGGUGACAGGAGACCCCUUUCUGGCGAAUCCUGUGACUUUCACAUUCCGUCCGAAAAACACUGUCAAAGGCACUGGCAUGAUCAUCAGGGUGGAGGCUCCAGACUCCUGGACAAUUGCCAUUGAAGCUGACGGCCAUUGCAAGAUCAUGAUGCAGCCGAUAUCAGCUGACUCCGCAGGCACCGGAAACGCAGACCCACUGACUGCGCCUGCACCGAACUGGAUUGGGCCGCCUUCUCUGAUCUGGGGCGAUGCAGAUGUCCGAUGUGAUGUAGAUGUCGCUACCGGGCGGAUCUUGACAGCCACUGUUCUUGCCUCCGAGCGGGAGAUCGAAGCCAACCGUGACUACCAGCUGACGAUAUUCGUGAGAAAUCCGACACUCUCGAUUCCGGCCUAUGAGGAAGCAAUGUGGAACGUUUGGCAUCUGGACACCUUCGACAGCCCAGGGUCAUCUGGUGUCUUGCCCACCUUCCGCGACUCAAUAACUUUGCCGGGAUACCCCGUCUACAACAAAGCCCGGCAGUGGGUGGUGCGGAAUCAGGACCCUGUCACCGGUGCGACCUACCGCAACGGGCUCUCUGAGAUUCCCGGACUCUUCGUCCAGUUCCAGCUGCCAACAAAGCUGGUUCCCGGAGAUGUCAUUGCCAUCGAGGCUCCGACUGGUUUCAACUUCCUGACGGGUCCGCAAGAUUCGUGUGCCGACUUCCGCUGGGAGCCGAUGGAGGAUGCGUUCCUGUACUUGCCAAACUCCAUGAUCACUUGCAUCGACAACAUGAUCACCAUUCAGGUCCAGGAGCCGAAGAAUAUUCCAGAACUGCGUGUGAUGAUGUUCCGGCUGACCUCGCGAAACCCCGCGAAGACUCCGCAUACCUUCCUGAACCACUGGAGCAUCACUCACACGGCCAAUGGUGCGAUCAUGAGCACGGAGGCAAUCAAGAGCUGGGACGUUGUUCCACAGCUUGCCAACGUGAUGGUCAUGCUGGUAGGGGAGCAGAAGGCAGAAAAUUCGGUGUCCACCAUUGCCGUCUCGUACAGACCUGUCUCCGAUGCCGACGAGCUUAGCCUUGAGGCACUGGAGCCCACCGGCUUUGACUUCACCGGUGCUUCAGCAAUCUCGCUGGGCCACGAGGUCAUUGCAACUAACGCCGAGACGAUCCGAAUUCGGGCAUCUACUUAUGCGGAGGUCAAUGUGGACAUCGUCAUUGCGAAUUUCCGGCUGGGGCUUAACGGGGGCCCGACACUCUUCAACCUGAUUACGAGACUCAACAACGGGGCUCAGAUGGACGAGGCGCUCAACUUUCGUUCUGGCUUCCGACUGCCGGGCAGAGUUGCCGUUACAGGGAAGCAGAUCAGCAGCGAGUACAAGCUCAUGCCAGAACUGUAUCCCGUGCCAUCUCUUUGGGAGGUCCGCAUGGGUGAGUUUGCGGUUGUGGAGCUGCCCUUCACUGUGACCAUCAACUCUGCGGUUGGCAACUUGAUGCGCUUGAGAGCUCCUCCAUACGACCUACAGGCUCAGGACUUUAACAUCAUUCAGAGCGGAACAGCUGAGACCGUGACCUCUGAGGUCACGAGCACAUCUUCCGGCGAGAUGGCGGUUCGUCUCGGGACACAGCUCUUCAGAGGAGUUCUCUACGAGGCCUCGGUGAGAGCUCUCACUCCGAGAGUCCCGAACCCCACAGAUGCGAUGUGGAGCAUCGAGAUUCUGGAUGGCAGCCAGCUGCCCUUGAACACCAACGACGGGCUCACCGAGGGCUUCCGUCUCGUGGAGCGGGCAGAGCUGACAGUGCAGGCGUCGCGUUCACCUCCAAUGGCCGCGAUUGAUGUCAACUUGAUGGUGGACCCGAAGUCUUCCCAGCCGGAUGAGCUGAUCCUGGUCGCACCGCUUGGCUUCAACUUCACGCCGAACUGCCUUGUAACGAGCUCCUUCAAUCGAGUCACUUCCUGCCAGUUGCAUGGCAACGUUGCUGGACGAGCUUCCGCUCGGCUCACGGUUGCACGUCUGACAUCCGUGCUCGAGCAGGUUGUGAUCAAGGUGACAACGCCGGCACAGAAUCCCCCCAGCACCAGCUGGUUCAUCAAUGCCCGAGACAUGGCCAGCGACCUGCAGCUCGCGUGGGGGGAGGAUCCCUCCGGGGUUCUGAUUCGGCAGAUGUUGGGUGCGCACGUCCUGUAUCCCGGCAUUCCGCAAAUUCCCGGCCAGAUGGCUUUCAGUUUUAUCACGAAUGAAAAAAUCGAGUCAGGUGGAGCCAUCCGUGUAGGAUAUCCAACGGACAUCGAGGUCCUGUGCAAUGGCCUGUACUUGAACCAGGUGGCGAUUACCGGGGAGGUGACCUGCAUGAACUUCAUCCAGGAGGGUUACUUCGAGCUGCGGCUGGACAGACCGCUUCCCCCUGGCCAGCAAGCUUUUACGGUCACUAGCACCUGCCCUGCCGCUGUGAAUGACAAUGUAUUCUACAUCAUCAUUCUGACGCCGACUGGGCAGGUGUCGGACGCAGCAAUGAGCAUUCCUGGCCUCCGGAUCCAACACGGCCUGCCAAUUUCAGCAAUGCCUCUAAUCUGGGGCAUGGCCGAGCCGAACAGGAAUACCUUCGUCAGCACCGGCAUUGAGCUGCUCGCAGAACUGCCGCUCAAGGAUCCACCCAUCAUGAGCGAGAUUAUUAUUGAGAUGCCUCCGGACUUCUCCCACCAGGUCCAGAAGACAGCGCAGCUGGAGACCUUGACGGAACCACUUCCACGAAGAGAAGGCGGCUGGUUAGACGUCACUGAUCCACGAAGGCUGAGGCUGCUAAUGGAUGAGGAAGCCAUCCAAAAGCUGGCCAUUGGCUCGUACAGGUUCCAGUGGCCCAUCAUGGUGCCCGCCGUCAUGCCAAAGUAUAAUAUCUGGGAGCUGACCGUUUGCAGUCCAGCCAUUCGGAAUGAGUCCUGCACGGGUUCCGAUGAUCCGCGUGCCUUGGUCAGCUUCCCCUUGGCAGGCUUUGGAAUGGGUGAGUCUCACCCGUCGUCGAUCGCCUUUACCCAAACUGGUGACGCAUCACCGGUGCGGGCCAACUGGUCGGUGCUUGCACUACUUGCAGCUGUCGCCUGGAGACAUCAUGUGCGCGAAGCCUGA
Molecule: messenger RNA, 9687 nt
Organism: Symbiodinium sp. CCMP2456
Lineage: Eukaryota; Dinophyceae; Suessiales; Symbiodiniaceae
Source: the annotation of a GenBank genome assembly